Strongylus vulgaris is the source of this 288-nucleotide messenger RNA. NCBI's taxonomy places the organism in Eukaryota, Metazoa, Nematoda, Chromadorea, Rhabditida, Strongylidae. The record is from the annotation of a GenBank genome assembly.
AUGGGUGCUGAUGAUGCUUCUCCCUCCACUAGGCAAGCUGCAGUUGAAUGCGUUGAACAGUGGAUCAAAUUGCCUGGAGUUGGAUUGCAGCAGUGGGCUCCUGUUCUUUCUGUAGUUUUUGGAGCGGUUGCUGAGGACAGUGCUGCACUAACAAAUCUGCUCAAUAUUCUUGCGGCAAAUGACGAGCUGGCUUCCACCGAUCAACUCGUCAAUGAUUUAUGCUAUUAUAUCACAACAACCGUUGCUCAGGUAAUCCGAAAGGCUUCCUACAACCUUUAUCUUGCAUAG